Molecule: messenger RNA, 2932 nt
Organism: Canis lupus familiaris (dog)
Lineage: Eukaryota; Metazoa; Chordata; Mammalia; Carnivora; Canidae
Gene: ARMC3
Product: armadillo repeat containing 3
Exons: 20
Coding region: 152-2821 (889 amino acids)
Molecular function (GO): protein binding
Source: RefSeq, a predicted model, not a curated record
UUCCCCGGCGGCGGCGCGCGCUCCCCUGCGCGCAGGCGCGGCCCGGUCGCCUAGCAACCAAGAACAACGGUGCCUAGGAGGCGGGGGCCGGCGCGGCAGUUGCAGCUCUCCGGGUCGGAGGGGCAGCGGCUGCGAGGGAUCUCCUGGCAGAAUGGGUAAAAAGAUAAAGAAGGAAGCAGAACCUCCUCCUAAGGAUGUGCUACCAAGAAAUCUUCAAAGACUGAACACUAUGGGUGCUGCAGGAAACCUAUAUUUUGAUCCAUUAACGAUUGAAAGUAAAAAAGUAGCAACUGUGGUGUUAAUGCUUAAUUCCCCAGAAGAAGAAAUUUUGGCUAAAGCAUGUGAAGCCAUUUAUAGAUUUGCCUUAAAAGGUGAAGAAAAUAAAGCUACCCUCCUUGAACUUGGAGCUGUGGAACCCUUAACUAAACUGCUCACCCAUGAAGAUAAAAUUGUAAGAAGAAAUGCUACUAUGAUACUUGGAAUCCUAGCUUCUAAUAAUGACGUUAAAAAAUUGUUGAGGGAAUUAGAUGUCAUGAGCUCUGUCAUUGCUCAGCUUGCUCCAGAAGAAGAAGUGCUUAUCCACGAGUUUGCCACUCUUUGCCUGGCGAACAUGUCUGCAGAGUAUACGAGCAAAGUGCAAAUAUAUGAGCAUGGUGGGUUAGAGCCACUCAUCAGACUGCUGGCCAGCCCAGACCCUGAUGUGAAGAAGAACUCUAUUGAGUGCAUUUACAACUUGGCCCAGGAUUUUCAGUGUCGAGCUAUGCUUCAAGAACUAAAUGCAAUCCCCUCAAUACUAGAUCUCUUGAAGUCAGAAUAUCCAAUUAUCCAGUUGUUGGCUCUCAAAACCUUAGGUGUUAUUACUAAUGAUAAGGAGGCACGAGCAAUGCUAAGAGACAAUCAAGGAGUGGACCACCUUAUUAAAGUCCUAGAAACUAAGGAAUUGAAUGACCUUCAUACAGAAGCACUUUCUGUGAUGGCAAAUUGCCUUGAAGAUAUGGAUACUCUGGUGCUGAUUCAGCAGACAGGGAUUCUUAAGAAGCUCCUAUCAUUUGCAGAAAACUCUACAAUUCCUGAUAUUCAGAAGAAUGCAGCAAAAGCAAUCACUAAAGCAGCUUAUGAUCCUGAAAUUAGAAAACUUUUUCAUGAACAAGAGGUCGAAAAAUGCCUUGUAGCCCUUUUGGGUUCUGAAAACGAUGGAACGAAAAUUGCUGCUUGCCAAGCCAUUUCGGUGAUGUGUGAGAAUUCGGGCAGCAAAGAAUUUUUCAAUAAUCAGGGGAUUCCACAGUUAAUUCAGUUGCUCAAGAGUGACAGUGAAGAAGUCAGGGAAGCUGCGGCCCUUGCCCUGGCUAAUCUGACCACAUGCAACACCGCCAAUGUAAUUGCUGCUGCUGAAGCUGAUGGAAUCGAUCCAUUAAUAAACAUCCUGUCUAGUAACCGGGACGGAGCCAUUGCCAAUGCAGCUACGGUACUAGCGAACAUGGCAAUGCAGGAGCCCCUGCGUGUGAAAAUGCAGAACCACGACGUCAUGCACGCCCUCCUCGGCCCGCUGUGCUCUGCUAACACGGUUGUGCAGAGCAAAGCUGCUCUCAUGGUUGCUACAACUGCCUGCGACGUAGAGGCCCGGACAGAGUUAAGAAAUUCAGGUGGACUGGAGCCUCUGGUGGAGCUCCUGUGCUCCAAGAAUGAUGAAGUGAGAAGGCACGCCAGCUGGGCUGUGAUGGUCUGCGCCAAUGAUGAGCUGAUGGCUGUUGAAUUAUUCAGGCUUGGGGCUCUAGAUAUCCUUGAAGAAAUUAAUCUAUCAGUAAGUCGAAAAAAUAAAUUCAGUGAGGCAGCUUAUAACAAAUUGCUCAACAACUACCUGUCUCUGAAAUAUAGCCUGACUGGCUAUUUGUCAUCAAGUAACAUAAUUAAUGAUGGAUUCUAUGAUUAUGGUCGGAUAAAUCCCGGCACCAAACUCUUGCCUUUGAAGGAUCUCUGCUUACAAGAACCAAGUGACCUACGUGCUGUACUCUUAGUGAACAGUAAAUCAUCUGAUGUUUCUCCACCUGCAUCUAUGGAAGACAAAUCAUCAGAUAUUGGUUAUGGACGGAGUAUUUCUUCCUCAUCUUCCUUAAGAAGAGUAAGCAAAGAAAAGACAAAUUAUCCUUUUAGUACCAGAUCUGGAUCUCCCACAGAAGAUAAACUGGAACCUACUUCUGGACGAAAUACUGCUGUUAGCAAAAGCACCACGAAGGAAAAAGGAUCGAGGAAAGGCCGAGGGAAAAAAGAAGAGGAAAAAGUGAAGGAGGAAGAAGAAGUGGCAGCAGCACCAAAAUUGACCGGAGAAGGGAGCCCUGAUAAAGAAUGGUACCCUCCCUCUGACCUUGACUUCUGUGUGUAUGUGGAUGAAGUGACCAAAUCGAUAUUUCCCAUAACCAAUAUUGAGGAACAGAUUGAGGCUCUAGCAAAGUAUGUGGCAGAAAAAAUGGGUGGUAAAGUUUCAAAAGAGAAGCUACAUGAUUUUGGCUGGGAACUUCAUAUAAGUGAACUAAAAUUUCAACUUAAAUCCAAUGUUGUACCAAUUGGACAGAUCAAAAAAGGAAUCUUCUACCAUCGAGCUUUGCUUUUCAAGGCUCUGGCUGAUAAAAUUGGCAUCGGCUGCUCCCUGGUUCGUGGGGAGUAUGGCAGAGCUUGGAAUGAAGUUAAGUUGAUGAAUGAAUCUCGUAAGGGACUGAUUGGGGCUCUUCCUCCUCUUGAGGUGUAUGUAGUUGACCUCAUGUUCCAUCCAGGCAGGUUGAUGAAGUUAAGAAGCAAAGAGGCAGACCUUUACAGAUAUCUCUAAGCUAUCAAAUGAACAAAAAGAGGCUCACACAAAAAAAGGCAUUACAUACACUUUCUAUGGCGUUCACCAAUUGAUUUUAUUUCUUUAAAUAAAAGUAUUAGACAUUUCUAA